Protopterus annectens (West African lungfish) is the source of this 2526-nucleotide messenger RNA. It is a transcript of the gene HS3ST6, whose product is annotated as heparan sulfate-glucosamine 3-sulfotransferase 6. The transcript has 2 exons. NCBI's taxonomy places the organism in Eukaryota, Metazoa, Chordata, Ceratodontiformes, Protopteridae. The coding region runs from base 1209 to 2342 and encodes 377 amino acids. The record is from RefSeq and is a predicted model, not a curated record. Gene Ontology annotation, molecular function: [heparan sulfate]-glucosamine 3-sulfotransferase activity.
CAGUGGUUUUAGCAAUCGUAAAUUGCCAGCCAGUUGUUAUGGCACAUCUGUGCAUCCAAAGCUCCCACUGUGAAUGAAAUGUCUUGUUCCAGCUGAGCACAGAAAACUCUGCAGCAUAUUUUCGUCUGGAAGAACCCCAUACAAACUCAAGGAAAUUACAUCGUUCUGUCCUUAGACUUAAAUUUUCUUUACAACCCUUACUUUUUUCACUUUAUUCUGCAACUGCGUCCCUGCUUAGCAAACAAAACCUUCUGCAGACUACUACAUGGUUUGGAGCUCGACUUUUCACAGCAUGCAAACCUCCCUCUUGGGACUUUUGUGUGCAAUCUACGCAGUUUCCUUACAGCUGCUUUGGUCACACACUUUGUUUUAUCUCUUUGUCAGUCUCAAGACGGAACGUCUCGCUCGUCUUACAACAUUUGGUGCCUGCUGUUUGAUGCCACCUCCCUUCCCCCGCUGCCAGAGGGUGAGAAGAUGCCAGAACGAAGACGAUUAAGCUUUGAGCUACCAUGGUAUGCACUAGUGGAUGGAUGAGUAUAUUGCUACUGUAAAUGAACAGUCUCUGCAGACUUUUUUUUCUUUUACCCUGCGGUUGCACUACUAUUCCCCUGAGUGUUGGUGAGAUGCCAAGUGUUGUGCCAUGUUUGCGCUGCACCACACUUGCACAGCUCAGCUGGAGGAUGGCUGCGAGGGCUCUGCUUCAGCGCGUGCACUCGUGUUACCGGCUGACAUUGUAACAUUGUAACGCUUUAGGGCUCCUAUUAGGACAGACAGGAAGGAGGCGCACUCCUCUCAUCUAAGAUGAAUAGACCACUGCCGAGCUCAGACUGUAGCAAGACUUCCAAGAGUGACAACCGGGAUGUUUACAAGCUCAUGCAUGCAAGCUCUAGGAUAUCAUGUCAAUAAAUGACCUUUGUGGAAUCGCAUGUUUUUGAAGUCUUCUAAAAGUUGUAAAUAUCUGGGCCGUUGUCAUUACAAAAAGGAGGCAUCUGUUUGCCCUGUCUCUAACAAAAAUGAAAAACUUUUUUCUGUUUUAUUGAAAUACUAAGGUGGAAGUUCUUUCGUGGGGAUCAGACCAUCUUUUGCUGAAUCAAUGCCACCGGGUAUUUCCAGCGGAUUUAAACCAGGGCUGAAUUUUUAACCCCCCAAAUCAUAAGUAGUAUGGUUUCCAAUUUGCGCAGUUUAUUCUCCCACCAGGAUUGCAACCCAUGGGAUGUGGCACCCCGAGAGCUUGCGCCAGUCUAGGACUUCUGAAGUCGCAGCCCAAAGUGCCCUUGCUGCUCACCAUGAUAUUUUUCUUCACUUAUUUUUUCUACUGUCUGACAGGGCACUGUGAACCUCUGCCAGCUCCCCUUUACCUCAGACAACAGCCUGGCGAGUUAAGAUUGCGACCGCAGACAGGUAAAGAAUUCCUGUUGCCAGUCAUCAAGGGACUCCCAGGAUCUAGCCGUCUACCUAUCUCUGGCACCCAGUUCCCUGAACCUAUAAGCCCCGGGGAUGGAAACAGCAGACAGGAAGAAGAGGAGGAGGAUUCCACCAGCAGUAUGUCCGUAUCCAACAAUUUUGGAAGCAAAAAAUUCCCACAGGCUGUCAUCAUCGGGGUGAAGAAAGGUGGCACCAGGGCUCUCCUGGAGUUCUUGAGGAUCCAUCCUGAUGUUAGAGCUGUUGGAGCAGAACCGCAUUUUUUUGACAGGUUUUACGAUAGAGGGUUCGAGUGGUACAGGAAUCUAAUGCCCAGAACUCUUGAUGGACAGAUAACCAUGGAGAAAACUCCCAGUUACUUUGUUACCAAGGAGGCUCCACAACGUAUCUAUAAUAUGUCAAAGGACACCAAGCUGAUAGCAGUGGUUCGAAACCCAGUGACCAGAGCCAUCUCAGACUACACACAGACACUGACCAAAAAUCCUGCCAUUCCAAGUUUUCAAGACCUUGUCUUCAAAAAUAUCAGCACAGGCCUUAUAGACACGUCAUGGAGUGCCAUUCGUAUUGGUAUUUAUUCUAAACAUUUAGAAAACUGGCUUCAGUAUUUCCCUUUAUCAAAGUUUCUCUUUGUAAGUGGGGAAAGACUUGUGUCUGACCCGUCUGGAGAAAUGGAUCGUGUGCAGAAUUUUCUGGGCCUCAAAAGUGUCAUUACAGAUAAACAUUUCUAUUUCAAUGAGACUAAAGGAUUCCCUUGUCUCAAAAAGCCAGAGGGAAGCAGCAGACCGAGGUGUUUGGGAAAGUCAAAAGGAAGGACUCAUCCAAAAAUCAGUGACGAUGUCGUUCAGCGCCUGCAGGAGUUCUACAGACCAUUCAAUAUGAAGUUUUACCAAAUGACAGGGCAAGACUUCGGAUGGGACUGAAGUAUUUAAUGACAUUUAUUCAACAUUUAUGGCUGCCAUUUUUUUCUGGAACUUCAAGAGGACAGCUGCUCCAAAAAAAUGGGCAUAUUUUGAAAACGUUAGCUUUAUAUAUAUAUUGCAACAGCUGACCAGUAUUGCCUCAAUAAAGGAAAUAUUUGGAAUAUAUUUUUCUUAGCUGAACUUU